AUGGCAAAGCAUGUUCCGGCAUGUUUUCUGACAUUACCUGUCGAGAUUGCCUAUCGCAUUCUGGACAAUCUUGAUGAAUUAACAUUAUUAUGUUCAACCCGUAACGUUUGCCAGCGAUUGAAUAUGAUCACUGAGACAUAUCAUCGAUACCAGGUAAAAUCUCCUUUUAUCAUACGAUAAGAUGCAUACUCAUGUCGCUGGUUUUUCAUCAAACCAGACAGCUCGCACAGUUUCAUCCUGAAGUUCUCAAAUUUUUAAAUUUUUAAAUUUCAUUAAUAAAUUACCAUUUCGUGUUGAAAAAAAAUCGGUUGCAGCUGAAAAACUUAAAUAUUGUUAAGCUAUAGUAAAUUUUAUUAGAUAACACUAGUAAUUUUUCUAUUGAUUGACUCAUGCAAGAAAUACCUAUUUAUUAAGGCGUCGACUUUAGUAAAAAGAAACCAACUCGAAAGCUAAGCAAAUUUGGUAAAUGCGGCUGACACUAGUGGCUUCAGCGCGCUUACAAUUAACAGGAUGGGCGAUUUGGACUAGCAUCGAUGAAUUUUUAUAACACGUACAAAAUUUUCAUUCCUUAUUGUUAUGAUUCGUUUUGAUCUUAUGAAUCAUACGAGAUAAUGCAGCGAGUUGGAAAGACCACAGAACGAAGAAAAAGAUA
Molecule: messenger RNA, 652 nt
Organism: Rotaria socialis
Lineage: Eukaryota; Metazoa; Rotifera; Eurotatoria; Philodinida; Philodinidae
Source: the annotation of a GenBank genome assembly